Molecule: messenger RNA, 1196 nt
Organism: Spirometra erinaceieuropaei
Lineage: Eukaryota; Metazoa; Platyhelminthes; Cestoda; Diphyllobothriidea; Diphyllobothriidae
Source: the annotation of a GenBank genome assembly
AUGCGUGCUGAUGUCCAUCCUCUUCAGUCUUAUGUUCUCUGCCAUGCUGAUGGACGCCUACCGCGACAAACGCCCCGGGAUCCGCAUCGCCUACAGGACGGACGCUCACCUUCAGGACCAACGACUGAUGCACUUCGAAUCGCGUGUAUCCACAACCACUGUUCACGAACUUCUUUUCGCCGACAACUGUGCCUGAUCACCACCUCGGAAGAGGAGAUGCAACGGAGCAGGAAACUGUUCUUCGCCGCCUGCGAGAACUUCGGAAUGGUCAUUAACACUCAGAACACGGUGGUCAUGCAUCAACCGCCACCCAACACAGCCACAAUCCCCAACGCGCCGCAACUCAGCGUGAACGGAACCCAACUGCAAGUGGUGGAGAAAUUCCCGUACCUGGGCAGUACCCUCUCCCGCAACAUCAAGAUCGAUGACGAAGUCGCCAACAGGAUCUCGAAAGCCUAUCAAGCCUUCGGCCGCCUCCAAAGCACAGUUUGGAAUCGUCACGGUCUUCAACUGAGCACGAAGCUGAAGAUGCACAAGGUUGUCAUCCUGCCGACGCUGCUGUACGGAGAGGAGACUUGGACGGUGUACACAAAGCAGACACGCCGUCUGAACCUCUUCCACCUCAGUUGUCUUCGUCACAUCCUGAGGCUGAACUGGCAGGAUCGAAUCUCCGACACUGAUGUGCUGGAACGGAUGGGAAUCCUCAGCAUCUACACCAUGCUGAGACAAAUGCAGUUGUGUUGGAGUGGCCACCUGGUGCGCAUGGACGACGAGGGACUACCCAAACGACUCUUCUACGGAGACGUUGAGACGGGCUCUCGCCGCCAAGGCGGCCAAAUUCGUAGAUACAAAGAUACGCUGAAGUCCUCCCUGAAGCGCCUUCAAAUCAACACGGCCAACUGGGACGAGCUCGCACUCGACCGACCGACCUGGACGAGGACUGUGAAGACAGGCGUUGCGAUCUACGAAGCCAACCGAAUCGCCGCCGCCAAAAUGAAACGCAAAGCACGCAAAUCACAGCUACACCCAGUCCGCAACGCCAACACACAACCGAUUCCAACGUAUCCUCGAUGCCAACGGACAUUCUGGGGGCGAAUUAGACUUAUUUCACAGCUUCGGAUCAACUGCACCUCCCGGACCGCACCAGCCGUCGUCCCUCCGCCCGCCUCUUCCCCAUCCUCUCCGUCGUCAACUAA